UUACGCAGCAGUUUCCGGUUUCAAGAUGGUCGCUUAAGCUGUUUAGUUUAUCCCAUCUCCGUUUUUUUUUUUUUUUUUUUUUUUUUUUUUGUUAAAUCCGGAUGUGACGUAUUAAAGGACCGCCGGAAAUAGAAGUGAAAGCAUUCUGAAAUGGCGAACCGCACGGUGAAGGAUGCGCAUAGCAUCCACGGCACCAACCCUCAAUAUCUGGUGGAGAAGAUCAUUCGAACCCGAAUUUAUGAGUCCAAAUACUGGAAAGAAGAGUGCUUUGGACUUACAGCUGAACUUGUAGUAGAUAAAGCCAUGGAGUUAAGGUUUGUGGGUGGCGUCUAUGGUGGCAACAUAAAGCCAACUCCCUUUUUAUGUUUGACCUUGAAGAUGCUUCAAAUUCAACCAGAGAAGGACAUCAUUGUAGAGUUUAUCAAAAAUGAAGACUUCAAGUAUGUCCGCAUGUUGGGAGCACUUUACAUGAGGCUGACAGGCACUGCAAUUGAUUGCUACAAGUACUUGGAGCCUCUGUAUAACGACUACAGAAAAAUCAAGAGCCAGAACCGUAAUGGAGAAUUUGAACUAAUGCACGUAGACGAGUUUAUUGAUGAACUGCUGCACAGUGAGAGAGUCUGUGAUAUCAUUCUCCCACGGCUGCAGAAACGCUAUGUGCUAGAGGAAGCCGAGCAACUGGAGCCACGGGUUAGUGCUCUAGAAGAAGACAUGGAUGACGUGGAGUCCAGUGAAGAAGAGGAGGAGGAGGAUGAAAAGCUGGAGCGAGUACCAUCACCUGAUCACCGCCGCCGAAGCUACCGAGACUUAGACAAACCCCGGCGCUCUCCCACACUGCGCUAUAGGAGGAGUAGGAGCCGGUCUCCAAGAAGGCGGAGUCGGUCUCCCAAGAGGAGGAGCCCCUCCCCUCGCCGAGAAAGGCAUCGGAGCAAAAGUCCAAGACGACAUCGCAGUAGGUCCCGUGAUAGACGGCACAGAUCCCGUUCCAAAUCACCAGGUCAUCAUCGUAGUCACAGACAUAGGAGCCACUCAAAGUCUCCUGAAAGAUCUAAGAAAAGCCACAAGAAGAGCCGGAGAGGGAAUGAAUGAAUGAUGGACUCUGGUUUUAGUCCAAAUGGCUUAUGGAUGAAGGCAUCUGUGUGGAAGGAUUAAGAACUUCCUAGGCAGCUAUGAGAAUUUUUUUAGCCAAUAUUCUCUUUUCUAAAUGAAAGAGGUGCUGAGAUUUGUAUCUCUUCUUGAAUCAUAACCUAUGUUUGAGGAAUAGUGUUACCCAAUUGUUGCUUCUGACCCUUUAGUACAACAACUCUUCGUUUAUUCAAACUUGUAAGGGAAGAAAGGAUUUGGGAUGUGGAAGGUAUGAGUGACCAGCAAAGGUUAUGGCCACCUGAUCACUUUUUUUUUUAUUAAAUUUGACAUAUCCAUCUUGCAUUUUUCUAUACUUUAGAUUUUGGGUUGCCCCAUGUUAUGAAGAUGCUGAGAUUUAUGCUGCUGCUACUGCAUUCAGAGCUCAAAUCAGUAAAACACAUUGGCUUCUACUCUUCCCCCACCCCAACAUCAGCGAAGUGAUAAUAAACAUGAAAAAUAACUGACAGUAACAGCUUUGUAAAGACAGAAUGCAUUCAAAUGUUAAGGCUUUUGUAACAUUUAAUCCACAGUUGCAUUGAAUAGUUCAACAAACAGAAUUAACACCUUUUAUACAAUAUUCUUACAUAGUAUUCGCCCCCCCCACCCAAAAAGCCUUGAAUUCCAGAUUAAAAGUGCUCAGUCUUUAUCCUACAAACAUUGACAUUAUCCAACUUUAGUCAGUGGCAGUAGGGUAACAAGACUGAAAAAAGUUGAUGGAGAGAAAGGCUAUCUAAUAGCAUUUGUGGUUUUGACUAGAAUUGGUGGACAACAGUGCCAUAUACAAAAGCAGGAAUUACACAGCGGGAAGAGACAGGAUUUAGAAGGGCAGGUAGUAAGAGGUGUGGUGGCAGGGAAAAUAAUGCAUUUAAAGUUUGAGAUAGCUAUGCUAUAUCUAGCCAAACCCCAGACAGUUAGAAAUAGGAACUCCAGUUAAACAUAGUAAUCUAGGCCUGAAAUGACAUUGUUUAGGUAAUUGGAAGACACAGAAUUAAAUGAGAUUUCCCAGAAGCGUAUGUAAGAAAAAUCAACAGCUGAAUAAUAGGCAAUAACAACAUUGGUGAGAGGAAAAAGUGCAAUUUCAAAACUACCAUUUAAAAAAGUAGUUCAAAAAAGUGAAGCACCUAAGGUUGCAGAAGCAAAAUAAGGACUUAAAACUGCCCACUGAUAAGCAAGAGGGUAUUGAGAGUCUUUGCUAGGAGAUCUGUCUGCCUAUACUUACCUUUCUGUUUUUACAAUGGAAAAGUGAAUUGAAUGGCUUCCUGUACCUCUAGUCCCAGAAAAAAUUGUGAAGAGAGGAUUCAUUUUCUUGGGAAGUCAUAUGUGGUCAUAGGAUAAGCAUACUGCUGUUUGCUAUUGAAUUGCAGGACUUCCGCAGCAAUAUUAAAAGCAUGGUGGGAUCAUGUUUGAUAUUUUACAUUCUUUGGAAAUUUUCAAUACUUUAGCUAGUAAAAAGAUGUUCACAUGAGCUAUUAUGAUUUACAACUAGACAGAAUUACGUUUAAAAAUUAAAUAUUAAUGCUAUUAAUAAUAUCUUAGCAGAGUCCUAGCAGUUCUUUCUUUACCAAAGUGAUCUAGGUGGAAAAAUGUCCUUGGGCUAAAUGACCAACUACGUUGUCAUCUAGUAUAAUGUUUUAAAUAAGUUUUUAUUUUAAAAUAAAUAAAUUUAAACUAGAAUUUUAAUAACAGAAAUACCACUCCUCCCAUACCACCACCACCCACCCCCCCCAAAAAAAAAAAAAACUAAGAAGCACACUUACUUGGGCAUAUGAAAUCUGGACCAAAAUGGGGCAGCAUAGUCAACCUAUAGCAGGAAGUAGAUUAUCCUUAUUCCUUAUUAGUAUAAAGAAUGAGUGAGACACAUUGAACAUCUCUCUAGAGACUGUUUUGACAAAUUACAAAAUUGCAGAUGAAGCUUUAAGAUAGACCUUGCCACGAGGAUAUGGAGAAAAAGGAACUCUCCUGCACUGUUGGUGGGAGUGCAAACUGGUCCAACCACAAUGGAAAGCUGUGUGGAGAUUCCGCAACCUACUAAAAAUAGAGCUUCCAUAUGAUCCAGCAAUUCCACUCCUAGGUAUUUACCCAAAGAAUACAGAAUAAUUCCAAAGGGCACCUGCACCCCUAUGUUUAUAGCAGCACUAUUUACAAUAGCUAAGCUUUGGAAACAACCCAAAUGCCCAAAUACAGAUGACUGGAACAAGAAGAUGUGGUAUAUAUACACAAUGGAAUAUUACUCAGCAAUCAAAAAAGAUAAAACUCAUGCAAUUUGCAGCAACAUGGAAGGAGCUGAAAGGGAUCAUGCUCAGCGAAGUAAGCCAGAAAGAAAACUACCGGAUGGUCUCACUCAUAGCAGGAAUCUAGAAAACCUAAAUAAGGGACCAGGAAAAAGAAUAACUAUGAGAAAGAAAAAAUCAACAAGCAACCAUAAACCAGAGACACACUGGCGGG
This is a messenger RNA of Talpa occidentalis (Iberian mole), 3570 nucleotides long. It is a transcript of the gene PRPF38A, whose product is annotated as pre-mRNA processing factor 38A. Bases 151 to 1089 code for a protein of 312 amino acids. The transcript has 10 exons. Gene Ontology annotation, cellular component: precatalytic spliceosome. The record is from RefSeq and is a predicted model, not a curated record. Lineage: Eukaryota; Metazoa; Chordata; Mammalia; Eulipotyphla; Talpidae.